Molecule: messenger RNA, 3630 nt
Organism: Acanthoscelides obtectus
Lineage: Eukaryota; Metazoa; Arthropoda; Insecta; Coleoptera; Chrysomelidae
Source: the annotation of a GenBank genome assembly
AUGCAUGAUCUCGGGAAUGGUGAGGUAACUUGCUUCAUGUGGCAUGAAGCGGAAGGUGGCCGCGGUGGUAAUCAAAUCGGAACUUGUUUGUUUGUAGAAUUGAUAAACCUACCUCCCAAUAUAAACAGGGUUAUUCUGUAUUCAGACACAUGUGGUGGGCAAAACAAGAACUCACAUGUAGCUGCAAUGUUUUUAACUGUCAUGCAACGAAAUGCAUGCUUAGAAACCAUUGAUCACAAAUUUAUGAUUAGCGGUCACAGUCAUAUGGAAUGUGAUGUUGACCAUGCCCUCAUAGAGAAACAGAAAAAAAAAUUGGAGCUUAAAAUUAAUCAUCCUCAUGACUGGUACCAGCUUGUAAGGACUGUCGGGAAACGACAUGUAACAUCAUGUCCUCAAUUACACCUCAACCAUCAACUUCUAAACCUGCUGAAGAACUCUAAUCAUCACCGUCGUAUUCUGAAGAAGAUUGACGCAUAAGAAAAACGUCAUAAUGUCGUAUACUCAGAAAUAUACCGCUGCAUGGGAACAAGAACCUGAAUUUAAAGGUUCGCUGAGGAACAGCAAGAAAGGGUCCAAUUAUGCAUUCUGCAAGGCAUGCAAUAAAGAUGUUAUAUGUGGCAAAUCCGAAAUCCAGAAGCAAACAACACACCAAAUUGGUAAAAUCAUUACACACACAAAAAACUUUGACUGAUAUGACAUCUUAUAUGGAAAAAAUAUCUUUAAAUGAAAAAAUCAAAACUGAUGAAAUUCGAAUUGCAGCAUAUGCAGCUGAACAUAACAUUUCACUUAAUACUUUAGACCAUUUAUGAGAAAUUAUUAGAAUAUCAUUUGACGAUUCAGAGAUUGCUAAAAAUUUCACAUGUUAUCACAACCAAAGCUACAGCUAUUGUCAAUAAUGUUUUAGGGCAGUACAGUUUUGAAAAUUCUAUUAAUUUAUUACAUUACAAACAAAUACAUUUUCAUUAAUUGCUGAUGAAUCUACCGAUAAAGGCGCAAUUAUAAAUUUAGCUUUAGUGUCACGUAUUUUUUAUGAACAUAAAAUUACUGACUUGUUCUUUGGUCUAUUGCCUGUAGCAGAUGCAAUGGCAGAAGGACUUUACAACACUAUAGUACAUUAUUUUUUAAAAUGUAAUAUUACUUAUAAAGAAAAUCUAACAGGCUGGUGCAAGAGCUAUGAUGGGAAUUCAUAAUUCAUUAUCCACCAAACUACAAGCCGAUAUUCCUAAUUUAUUCAUUAUGAAAUAUGUCUGUCAUGCAUUUAGUUUAUGUGUUAAUUAUGCUUGUGCUAAAUUACCAGAUGAAAUUGAACAAAUGGCUAGAGAUGUUCAUAAGUAUCUACAAUACAGUUUUAAAAGACAAACUGAAUUUGCAGAAUUUCAGGAGUUUGUAGCAGUAAAACCUUAUUUUACAACCCUCUCAAACAAGGUAGUUGUCUGUAUUGCCAGUUGUAAAAAGAAUACUUGAGCAAUAUGAUGCUUUAAAAUUAUAUUUUACAGAUCAGUGCUACAACAAAAAUGGCAUUCAAGCACAAAAUACCUUAAAUUUUCUUCAAAAUCCAUCUACCAUAUUGUAUUUACAUUUUUUAAACUUUGUGCUGCCGUUUUUUAUGGAAUCAAAUUUAGAAAUACAAUCAGAAAAUAUUAAAAUACACAUUUUAUAUAAACGAGUUGAACAUGUCUUAAGAACAAUUUUGGAUAGUUACAUGAAAAAGGAUUAUUUAGAUAAAACUUUGAUUGAAAAUGUAGAAUAUAAAAAUCCUCAUAAUUUUGUGGAAAUAGAAAACAUUUAUUUAGGUGUCUACGUAAUAGGUGCUAUGUACAUGACUGGGCGGGCGACAAGUGCAGUGUUGUCAGCAUAGAGGUAGACUUCACAGUUGCUGGGGCACAGGACAUCAUGGAUAAAAAGAGGAUAAAGGAUUGGUCCUACGACCGAACCCUGAGGAACACCGGCCCGAACUGGCCGUGUUAUUGACAAAAAAUUGUUAAUUUUGAUCUGCAACUUCCGUCCUUCAAGAAAGGAUUCCAGUAAUUUUAGAAGCCAAAAAGGAAAACCCUUUUGGAUUAGUUUAUAAAGGAGGCCUGCAUGCCACACCUUGUUAAAGCCUUUUGGGACAUCCAAAAGCAAGAUGCCAGUACUCAUGCUGAGGGUGAAUUCUCUGGUUACAUGUUCCACCAGCCUGACUGCCUGUAGCUCGGUGCUAUACUCGGACCGAAAACCGAAUUUAACGUAAGGAAUCACAUGGUGAUUUGACGAAAAAAUCUCAAGGUGACGAUAAAUUACCUUUUUGGCGAGCUUAGAAGGAGCUGACAGCAAACUUAUGCGACGGUAAUCCUGAGGAAAUAUCGAACCCACCUUCUUUGGAAUCAUGAUGACCUCAGCAGUUUUUCACCCAGCAGGGAAGUACUGGAUUCUGAGCGUCGCAUUGUUUAUUGUCACCAAAUAUGUCAGGGCUUUCGGCGAGAGCAGCUUCAACGCCUUAUUGGUGACUUGAUACUCCCUAGGUACUUUACGCACCUUGAGGUCUUUAAUUUGACUUAGGAGUUCCGCUGGUAUGCAAUGUGGAAACUCGGAGGGUUCCGCUAAUGUGCUAUGUGGAGCCUCAGACGAAUCUUCUGAAGAAGAGUCAUCUGAAGAGGAUUCAGUGCCUCCGCUAACGCCGUUGGCCCUAAAAUAUCUCCUGACGGAUGUGCUGUUCCUCGUCGAGGUCAUUAUCAAGAUCAAGGUUGGGAGAGAACUGUUUUUUCGUGGCAUUAGCGAAAACCUCGACCUUAUCCUCCGUUAUGAAGACAAUGCCUUCAGAACCGUGGAUAUGCGGGAGUGGAUCUCGCUUUCCGUUUCUUAGUGACUGCGAUCCUCCAGAGAGGAAUACUUGAAUCAAGCAUUCCCGCCAGAAAGUCGCUUCAUUGCUCGUUGCGGAGUUCGUGCAGUGCGUUUCUCACUUCAUUGGCAAGAUUUGUAGCCCUACGAAUGUCAUCAGGACGAAAAAGCAAAACCGUCGCUACCUUAAAACAUAUGUCGCCCUACGAAUGUCAUCAGGAUGAAAAAGCAAAACCGUCGCUACCGUAAAACAUAUGUCACUUAUAUCACCAGAUGAAUUAAUUGCAAAAAAACAAGCAUCAUUAGGGCCUUUUCCAUUUUCCCAACUUGACAACUGAUAACGUAAAUGAAAUAGACAAAAAAUGGCGUUGAAUAAGAAAUCUUGAUUUAAGUGAAUAUACAAAUUUAAGCGUUCAAGAAUUUUGUGAAAAAAUUUCAACAUUAAAAUAUGGUGAUGAUUCUCUUAUGUUUCCAACCUUAACUAGUUUUGUGUUUAAUCGGUUUAGUUUGCCACAUUCAAGUGCAAAUGUUGAAAGGAUAUUUUCCCAAAUAAAUCUAAACAAACCUAAAAUAAUAAAUAAAUUAUCGACUGAAAGUUUAAGUGGAAUUUUACAUACCAAAGUUUUAUUGAAAAGUGACAGUUGCUACAAUUUUAGCAUCCCUAAUGAUUUGUUUAGAAGAACGGAUUCGUCAAUGUAUAAUAAAACUCAAAAUUAAAUUAUAAUACCUACUUUUGAUUAUUUUGCUUUAUUGUUUCCUGAAAAACAAAAUAUUUUAUGUUAUGCUAUGUUCGUUCGUUCGCUAUUUAUACAG